Ziziphus jujuba (common jujube) is the source of this 1640-nucleotide messenger RNA. RefSeq names its product peroxisomal (S)-2-hydroxyacid oxidase GLO4-like. Gene Ontology annotation, molecular function: FMN binding; oxidoreductase activity. The transcript has 12 exons. The record is from RefSeq and is a predicted model, not a curated record. Lineage: Eukaryota; Viridiplantae; Streptophyta; Magnoliopsida; Rosales; Rhamnaceae. Bases 266 to 1360 code for a protein of 364 amino acids.
GCCUCACAUAGUUGGCUUAUUCAAUUCAGAUUGAGAUGCCAAUAAAAUACGUACUUUUUUAGUUUUUUCCAAACAAUACAAUACUUUAGUUGAAAUACUUAAUCAGCACAGGUCUGCAUAUUUUCUUAUCUGUAAGGUUGGGUUUAUCCGAAUUAAAAUAAAAAUUCUAUAUUACUCAAAAUUUUCACAAUUGUAUGCUCCAAAGGAAUUAAAAUUCUUUUAGGCCAAAAAGGAGUUGGUUUUUCCCAUCUAUUAUAGGAUAAAUAUGGCAUCUGAACCUGUAAACGUAAAGGAGUUCCAAGAAUUGGCUAAGAAUGUCCUUCCAAAGAUGUACUAUGAUUUCUAUACAGGAGGAGCUGAGGACCAGUACACACUGAAGCAAAAUGUUGAAGCAUUUCAAAGAAUCACGAUAAGGCCUAGAAUUCUUUUAGAUGUUAGCAGAAUAGAUAUGUCAACUACUGUGUUGGGAUACAAAAUCUCAGCCCCUAUAAUGGUUGCUCCAACUGGCAUGCAUCAAUUCGCACACCCUGAAGGAGAGGUUGCCACAGCCAGAGCAGCCGCAGCAUGCAACACCAUAAUGGUUCUUUCCUACAGUUCUAACUGCAGUGUGGAGGAGGUUGCUUCUAGCUGCAAUGCUGUUCGCUUCUUUCAGUUAUAUGUUUUUAAGAGACGCGAUAUAUCAGCUCAGAUAGUUCAAAGAGCUGAAAAAAGUGGAUUUAAAGCUAUUGUCCUAACAGUUGAUACUCCUAGACUUGGUCGAAGGGAGGCAGACAUAAAGAAUAAAAUGGUUGUACCUCGGUUGAAGAACUUUGAAGGUCUUUCAUCAAUUGCAGUAGACUCUAAUGGUGGUUCAGCUCUUGAAAGUUAUGCGAAUGAGACAUUAGAUUCUUCUCUCCGUUGGGAGGACAUAGGAUGGUUAAGAUCUAUCACAAGCUUGCCAAUUCUGAUCAAGGGGGUACUCACUCAUGAAGAUGCAAGAAUGGCUGUGGAAGCAGGUGUUUCUGGGAUUGUUGUCUCUAAUCAUGGAGCUCGACAGCUAGAUUACACUCCUGCCACUAUUUCUGUCCUUGAAGAGGUAGUUCAUGCUGUAGAAGGAAAAGUUCCAGUUCUUUUUGAUGGAGGAGUGCGGCGAGGAACAGAUGUCUUCAAGGCAUUAGCCCUCGGCGCACAAGCAAUACUUGUUGGAAGGCCUGUUAUAUAUGGCCUUGCAGCAAAGGGGGAAUACGGGGUCAGACGUGUCCUUGAAAUGCUGAAAUAUGAGCUCGAGCUCACCAUGGCUCUUUCUGGCUGUCCUCAACUUCAAGAUAUCACAAGGGACCAUGUGAGGACAGAGCAUGAGAGACUCCGCUCGAUGCUUUAAUUUUUCUUAAAAGCCUUACUUAAUGUUCCCAAGUCUUAUCUGUGCUUGAUGCUUUAAUUUUUCUUGGAAGCCCAACUUCAUGUUCUCAAUUCUCAUCUGUCUUGAACAUACAAGUUGAUCUUAAAUUUGGGGUCAUUGUGUUAAUCUGUGAUUUGGUGGGCAUUGUAUUAUUGAACCUGGAAAUUAUGAACUUACUGCAUCUUUGCAGUGGAUAAGAUUGCAGAUUUAUAAGGGCAAAGUGCCAGUAAACUUAUACAAGAUUAAUUCUAGCUUGAUUUUA